AUGAAUAGUAAUAGGGAAUUAUAGCCUUAAUCUGCUUUUAGCUGGCAUUGGUUUUAAGUUCUUAUAAAUUUUAGAUUUGGCUUAGCAGCUACUGCUGUUAAAUAUAUUCACGAUUAAACUCAUUCUCAUAGUAGGACGCUGGGUAUAUUCCUUAAAACACUGGAAGGAAAAGCAUGCCCCAAUCGAAAAUCAAAUCCAGAAUCUAUAUUUGCAAAGCAAGGAGUUGUCAUUAAUCGUAUUGUUCGAGACCGAAAGCCAGAAAGUAAAAUAUUGCCUAGAGUGGAAAGAGAAAUCGCUGAAUCAAAUAAUAUCAGAAAGCAAAAUCUUCUUUCAAGUUUUCGAGAUUUUGAGUAA
Messenger RNA from Blepharisma stoltei, 354 nucleotides. NCBI's taxonomy places the organism in Eukaryota, Ciliophora, Heterotrichea, Heterotrichida, Blepharismidae. The record is from the annotation of a GenBank genome assembly.